GCUUUGUACAGAACUGGUUUGUGACCUGUUUGAUCCUAGCAGGGGUUCACCAGUGGAAGGCAGUAGUGAAGAUGCAUAUUAAGUCAAUCAUUCUGGAGGGAUUCAAGUCCUAUGCUCAGAGGACUGAAGUCAACGGUUUUGAUCCCCUCUUCAAUGCCAUCACUGGUUUAAAUGGUAGUGGAAAAUCCAACAUACUGGACUCUAUCUGCUUUUUGCUGGGCAUUUCCAACUUGUCUCAGGUUCGGGCUUCUAAUUUACAAGAUUUAGUUUACAAGAAUGGACAGGCUGGUAUUACCAAAGCCUCAGUGUCCAUCACCUUUGAUAAUUCUGACAAAAAGCAAAGUCCUUUAGGAUUCGAGGUUCAUGAUGAAAUCACAAUAACAAGACAGGUGGUUAUUGGUGGCAGAAAUAAAUAUUUAAUCAACGGAGUAAACGCAAACAACACUAGAGUACAAGACCUCUUCUGUUCUGUUGGCCUUAAUGUUAACAACCCUCACUUUCUCAUUAUGCAGGGUCGAAUUACAAAAGUAUUGAAUAUGAAACCUCCAGAGAUUUUAUCUAUGAUAGAAGAAGCAGCUGGAACCAGGAUGUAUGAAUACAAAAAAAUAGCUGCCCAGAAAACUAUAGAAAAAAAGGAGGCUAAGCUGAAAGAAAUUAAGACGAUACUUGAAGAAGAGAUUACUCCAACUAUUCAAAAAUUAAAAGAGGAAAGAUCUUCCUAUUUGGAGUAUCAGAAAGUAAUGAGAGAAAUAGAACAUUUGAGUCGUUUAUAUAUUGCUUAUCAGUUUUUGCUGGCUGAAGAUACCAAAGAACGCUCAGCUGAGGAGUUAAAAGAAAUGCAGGAUAACAUUGUAAAGCUUCAAGAAGAAUUGUCUGAGAAUGACAAAAAAAUAAAAGCACUUAAUCAUGAAAUAGAAGAAUUAGAAAAAAGAAAAGACAAGGAGAUUGGUGGUGUGCUCCGCUCUCUGGAAGAUGCUCUUGCAGAGGCUCAGCGAGUUAAUACUAAAUCCCAGAGUGCCUUUGAUCUCAAGAAGAAAAACCUGGGAAGUGAAGUAAACAAACGCAAAGAGCUGGAAAACAAUAUGGUGGAGGACUCUAAAACUUUAGCAGCAAAGGAAAAAGAGGUGAGAAAGAUCACAGAUGGCCUGCAGGCCCUUCGGGAGGCGAGCAGCAAGGAUGCCGAAGCCCUGGCCGCCGCCCAGCAGCACUUCAAUGCCGUGUCCGCCGGCCUGUCCAGCAGUGAAGACGGGGCAGAGGCAACCCUCGCGGGUCAGAUGAUGGCCUGCAAGAAUGACAUCAGUAAGGCCCAGACGGAGGCCAAGCAGGCCCAGAUGAAGUUGAAACAUGCCCAACAAGAAUUAAAGGCUAAACAGGCCGAAGUUAAAAAGAUGGAUAGUGGUUACAGGAAAGAUCAAGAAGCAUUAGAGGCUGUGAAGAAACUUAAAGAAAAACUUGAAGCUGAAAUGAAAAAGCUAAAUUAUGAAGAAAACAGGGAAGAAGGCCUUUUGGAAAAGCGCAGGCAGCUGUCUCGUGAUAUCAGUAGACUGAAGGAAACAUACGAAGCUCUCUUGGCCAGGUUUCCCAAUCUUCGAUUUGCAUACAAGGACCCAGAGAAGAACUGGAACAGGAACUGUGUGAAAGGGCUUGUAGCUUCUCUAAUCAGUGUCAGAGACCCUUCUACAACCACAGCUUUAGAAUUGGUGGCUGGGGAACGACUCUACAACGUUGUGGUCGACACAGAGGUGACUGGUAAAAAGCUACUAGAGAAGGGGGAGUUAAAGCGUCGAUAUACCAUAAUUCCACUCAAUAAAAUUUCAGCCAGAAGUAUUGCUCCAGAAACCCUGAGAGUGGCUCAGAAUCUUGUUGGCCCUAACAAUGUUCAUGUGGCUCUUUCCCUGGUUGACUACAAACCAGAACUUCAGAAAGCCAUGGAAUUUGUUUUUGGAACAACGUUUGUUUGUGACAAUAUGGAUAAUGCCAAAAAAGUGGCCUUUGAUAAAAGGAUAAUGACUAGAACUGUAACUCUAGAGGGUGAUGUAUUUGAUCCCCACGGGACCUUGAGUGGAGGUGCUCGAUCCCAGGCAGCUUCUAUUUUAACCAAAUUCCAGGAACUCAAAGAUGUACAAGAGGUGCUAAAAAUUAAGGAGCGAGAGCUACAGGCUCUGGAAGAGGAAUUAGCGGGUCUUAAAAAUGUUGCUGAAAAGUAUCGCCAACUGAAACAGCAAUGGGAGAUGAAAACUGAGGAGGCAGAUUUAUUACAAACCAAGGUCCAGCAAAGCUCCUAUCAUAAGCAGCAAGAAGAAUUAGAUGCCCUUAAGAAAAUCAUUGAGGAAAGUGAGGAGACAUUAAAAAACACCAAAGAAAUUCAAAAAAAAGCAGAGGAAAAAUACGAAGUACUGGAGAAUAAAAUGAAAAAUGCAGAAGCUGAGAGAGAGAGAGAACUGAAGGAUGCUCAGAAAAAACUGGAUGGGGCCAAAACAAAGGCGGAUGCGUCUAACAGGAAAAUGAAAGAAAAGCAACAGGAAUUUGAAGCUAUUACUCUGGAGCUAGAAGAGCUCAAGAGAGAGCAAGCAUCCUAUAAACAACAGCUUGAAGCUGUAAAUGAAGCUAUCAAAUCCUAUGAAGAUCAGAUUGAAGUAAUGGCAUCUGAAGUGGCUAAAAAUAAAGAGUCAGUAAAUAAAGCUCAAGAAGAGGUGACCAGGCAAAAAGAAGUGAUCACAGCCCAGGACAAUGUCAUUAAAGCAAAUAUGCAGAAGUGGCGAAACAUAAAGAGCAAAACAAUGACGCAGCUUAAGAUAAAGGAAUUAGACCACAACAUCAGCAGACACAAGCGGGAGGCUGAGGAUGCUGCUGCGAAGGUAUCCAACAUGUUGAAAGAUUAUGACUGGAUUAAUGCCGAGAAACACCUCUUUGGCCAACCCAAUAGUGCCUAUGAUUUCAAAACUAACAACCCAAAAGAAGCUGGCCAGAGACUUCAGAAACUGCAGGAAAUGAAGGAGAAGCUAGGAAGAAAUGUCAAUAUGAGAGCCAUGAAUGUACUGACAGAAGCUGAAGAACGGUAUAAUGACUUGAUGAAGAAGAAGAGAAUUGUAGAAAAUGACAAAUCCAAAAUCCUUGCAACUAUAGAAGACCUUGACCAGAAGAAAAACCAAGCCCUAAAUAUUGCUUGGCAAAAGGUAAACAAGGACUUUGGGUCUAUUUUUUCUACUCUUCUGCCUGGCGCUAAUGCUAUGCUUGCACCACCAGAGGGACAAACUGUUUUGGAUGGUCUAGAGUUCAAGGUUGCCUUAGGAAAUACCUGGAAAGAAAACUUAACUGAACUUAGUGGUGGACAGAGGUCUUUAGUGGCCUUAUCGUUAAUACUGUCCAUGCUGCUCUUCAAACCUGCUCCAAUUUAUAUCCUGGAUGAGGUGGAUGCAGCCUUGGAUCUUUCUCAUACCCAGAAUAUUGGUCAGAUGCUUCGUACUCAUUUCACACACUCUCAGUUCAUUGUAGUAUCCCUGAAAGAAGGUAUGUUCAACAAUGCAAAUGUCCUUUUCAAAACCAAGUUUAUGGAUGGCGUUUCUACAGUAUCCAGAUUUACUCAAUGUCAAAAUGGAAAGAUUUCAAAAGAAACAAAAUCCAAAACAAAAGGACCCAAAUGAUCCCAUGUGGAAGUUUGA
Molecule: messenger RNA, 3662 nt
Organism: Orycteropus afer afer
Lineage: Eukaryota; Metazoa; Chordata; Mammalia; Tubulidentata; Orycteropodidae
Gene: SMC2
Product: structural maintenance of chromosomes 2
Biological process (GO): chromosome organization
Cellular component (GO): chromosome
Molecular function (GO): ATP hydrolysis activity; ATP binding; protein binding
Source: RefSeq, a predicted model, not a curated record